AUGCCAGAACAAGUAUUUCAUCAGAAUGUGAAGAUUUUGCAUUCUUCAAGCUGCCAGGCAGUUGGACAAAGUCAAGUAGCACUUUCCAUUGUUCCUCCAAUAGGGAGAACUAUUGAAGGUGUGCAGAACCAGAAAGUCAUUGCUGAGAAAACAUAUAUGGUUCAGGCAAAUAGUAUGGAUGCAAACCUAUCACAAGUUGGUUCAAAAAAUCCCCCAACUCAAAACAUGGUAAGCGAAGAGCAACUAGCUCAACUUUCUAGACUCUCAGCCUCUUUGGUCCAUAUCCUUGGAGCCAGUCAGCAGCUCCCACAACUUUCUGUUGCUUCUGUUUCUUUAGAUGCAAACCUAAGCAAAAGUGAAGGAUCUGGUAAGCCUGUUUCCAAAACAAUCAUCAAGACUGAUCCUGCUGUUGGAUUCCGAAAGCUACGUGAUCCAAGACGUAAUAGUAGGGAGCCAAAGAAUGUUAAUGAAAAUGGGGUGGUCCCUAGCUUUUCUCCAAGCAAAAAUAUCCCAAAAGAUACAGUAGAAAUUCCAUCAUUGUUAUCUAAGUCAGGACAACACUUUGAUGACUCUAAAAAGUCUGACUUUUCAGAAAAACAACUUGCUAAGAGUGAAAAUUCAAUUCAGUUGCCAAAAGGUGAAAAUGUUGAGCAUAAUAGCGAAAACAACAAAGCGGUAGCUGAAGGAAAGCGAAGUUCCCCAUGCGACAAUAAAUUUACAGAACAGGAUGGCCCUUUGGAAAACUUGGACCAAAACAGUGGGUCUGAGGAGGACAAGAAAAUAAAGGAUGCGAAAAGAAUUCAUGCAUUUAAAUUUUCAUUAGUUGAGUUCAUUAAGGAGCUUUUGAAACCAACAUGGAAAUCUGGUAAAAUUACCAAAGAAGAUCAUAAAGUAAUUGUGAAGAAAGUUACUGACAAAGUAACUAGUACAAUGCAGCAGACACAUAUUCCUCAGACACAAGAGCAAAUUGACCGUUAUUUAUCAUUAUCAAGAUCAAAGCUUGACAAACUUGUACAGGCAUAUGUGGAAAAGGUUCAGAAGGCUUAG
This is a messenger RNA of Sphenostylis stenocarpa, 1047 nucleotides long. The record is from the annotation of a GenBank genome assembly. Lineage: Eukaryota; Viridiplantae; Streptophyta; Magnoliopsida; Fabales; Fabaceae.